This is a messenger RNA of Racocetra persica, 336 nucleotides long. The record is from the annotation of a GenBank genome assembly. NCBI's taxonomy places the organism in Eukaryota, Fungi, Glomeromycota, Glomeromycetes, Diversisporales, Gigasporaceae.
GAAAACUAUUAGAUAAUUCUGGUCAUUAUGAAGCAAUUUGUAAAACAUGUAAUCGAUUAUUUUCAUCUGGAAAACCUUCACAAAUGGAAAAACAUAUUAUUAGUAAAUAUUCAAAUGUUUCUGAAACAAUAAAAGAAGCAGUUAUAUAUAUUGUUGAGUCUCAUAAUAAAUCUUCUGGAACUAAAUUUUUAAAUGAACAAUUAAGUUUAAAUAAAUAUCUUGAAAAUACAACUAUACCAGAUAAACAUAUUGAAUCAAUAAAUAGAGCACUUAUUAAAGUAUUUACAAGUUCAACAGGAAAAUCUUUAUGGAAUUUUGUUAUUUAUUUAGAUGAUG